Messenger RNA from Cuscuta campestris, 857 nucleotides. The record is from the annotation of a GenBank genome assembly. Lineage: Eukaryota; Viridiplantae; Streptophyta; Magnoliopsida; Solanales; Convolvulaceae.
AUCCGGAUGGAGGGAGUAUAUAAUUUUCCAAGUGGACAUUUAAAGUUCGAGUCAAUUUUGAUUUUCUAUUCUUUUCUGAUGUAGGUUGGCAUUGUUUCAAAGAGUGAAGCUCUACAAAGAGCAGAAGACUCUGAACUUGAUUUGGUUAUUUUAUCUCCAGAAGCAGACCCUCCCGUUGUAAGAAUAAUGGAUUACAAUAAAUACAGAUAUGAACUGCAAAAGAAGAAAAAGGACCAGCAAAAGAAAAAUGCUGCCAACCGCAUGGAUUUGAAGGAAUUGAAAAUGGGAUACAAUAUCGAUGUGCAUGAUUAUUCUGUGCGCUUGAAAGCUGCACAGAAGUUUCUAAAAGAUGGUGAUAAGGUGAAAGUUAUUGUGAAUUUAAAGGGUCGUGAGAAUGAGUUCAGAGCUAAGGCGGUUGAAUUGCUCAAACAAUUUCAAAUUGAUGUUGGAGAGCUUGCUACUUUGGAGGGCAAGAAUUUCAAAGACAGGAACAUGUUCAUAGUUCUUGUUCCAAAUAAAAUACUAUUACAGAAAGCUCAGGAACAGCCAAAGGAAAAUGACUAAGAAGCAACUCAAGUCUGAGCUGGGGUUUGAAUAUAAAUGAUUGUAAGAGCUCUGAACAUCAUAGCUUGCACUUUCACACUCCACUCAAACGAUUCAAUCUGAUCACAUUUUGUAGCAAUGUUGGCAGGGGGGGUGUGAAGAUUGAAUUAUUUUUUUAAUCUUUUAGAACUAAUAGAGAUGUUAAUUAUCAAAUGUUGGAAAAUGUUGAUAAGGAAAACUUUAGUGUGCAUAUACUUAACUAACGUUUCAUGAUUAUAAUUUGGAGAAAGUAUUCUGCCGAAUGAUUGUUGUGU